AUGCCCACCACAAUCCUCGACCUUCCAGCCGAUUUGCGCGCCCGAAUCUGGAACCUCUGCAUCGGCGCCCGCUCCUCCAAACCCGUCUACCCUCUCAGCGCGUUCUCCACCACACCGGCACUCUGUCACGUCAACAAGCAGAUCCUCUCCGAGUCGUUACCAAUUUAUUACGCUUCGACAGACUUCAUCAUCACCAUCUCGCCCCUAUUCGCCAUCCACAAAGACCUAGGCGCCGUGAAUUGGCUUCAGCGGAUGGGCAGCGCACACGCGAAGCUGAUCCGAAGUCUCUAUUUCGACUUCGACAAUGGUCACCUCAGCUUCAUGCGAGAUUCAGAUAGCGGGUACAUGAAAGUCGCCAGCUUCACCGUUUCGUUUUGCGAUAAAUACGGAAACCCGCUCGUGCACGUCCAGCCGCGAGUUCGUGCCUCCAUCUCCGCUCUUCUCGCGAAAGCGUUCAUGAGCCCGAAGCUUUUGCAAGGCAUUCAACAAUUCAUCGCCUACGCUUUGGCCAGAUGCCGCACUUUGGGACGUUGCAAUAUUGGCGGCACAGCUACGGCAGAGGGAUUCUAUUGUGGGACGGCUAGAUUGAUGGGCGAGGACAAGAACUCUCUGGGUCAAGCACUGCAGUUGUGGAGACAGCAGGGAGUGACCUGGGAGAUGCGGCAGAAGGGGAGAGAGCAGGUGUUGGAGAUGGCGAAGACGCAGUAG
Messenger RNA from Lecanosticta acicola, 708 nucleotides. The record is from the annotation of a GenBank genome assembly. NCBI's taxonomy places the organism in Eukaryota, Fungi, Ascomycota, Dothideomycetes, Mycosphaerellales, Mycosphaerellaceae.